Messenger RNA from Strongylocentrotus purpuratus (purple sea urchin), 1410 nucleotides. Its product is annotated as myotubularin-related protein 12-like. The record is from RefSeq and is a predicted model, not a curated record. NCBI's taxonomy places the organism in Eukaryota, Metazoa, Echinodermata, Echinoidea, Camarodonta, Strongylocentrotidae. The coding region runs from base 469 to 1392 and encodes 307 amino acids. The transcript has 7 exons.
UCGUUCUUUCGCGCUGUCUAACUUUCUUCAAACUUUGUUGUCUCUCUCCCAUGGACUAUAACUUCAAAUGCAGACACGCGGAAGACAUCAGAGAAACUUUCUGCUUUGAUAGCAUGAGGCGAAUGUCUGCAACAGGUUAUGGUGUCGUUCGCCUCUGACCUUUCCAGAAUCAGCCUUGGAUAGUUUGGAAUUAGCAGAUGUGAACUUGGAAGUUUGAAACACUUCACAAACAGCUAUCUAGGUUGCUGAUUUAUAUAGAUGCGUGUGAGCAUCCCUUGCAUGCCCGUGAUACAAAGGUGCACCUUUUCACCUCUCAUGCAUAGGGCACGUUUGAGUGGAUUUUUCUGUGCUACGGAUAGUAAACGUUCUCCCACGGGCGUUUAUAUAGUUGCCCGGCACUUGAUCACUAAUUAAUUGAUCAGGACUAUUGAUUAUUGGAUACUAGAUAUAUCGACUUCAUUCAGGAUCAUGGAAAAUAAUAAUUUCAUGUCGCACUUUGGUCUCCUAAGCUGGCCUGCAUUACCAAAGCGAACAAGUACUGUUCUGCAUCGCAUCAUCCCGUCUGUAUUCAGAAUCAUAGAAGACUCCAGCAAAGAUGGUGAUGUAGUAAAGACGGACCCUCCUCGACUGCUUGAUGGUGAGGUGAUCAUCUGUCAAACGCCGAACGUGCUCAAGUUUGACUCCUACAAUGGGUCGAACCGUGGAAUAUCUGGAACUCUCUUCUGUACCAACUUCAAGAUCAGCUUCGUCACAGCCAACAGACCAACGCAACAUGUGAUUGAGCUUGACCACAGAAAUCAUCUUUUCAAAGAGAAUGACAUUCCACUUACAGCAGUUAGCCAGCUCUUUCAUGUCAGUAACGGUAAGCGACGUCAGAUGCUCCCUGGGAUGGGGUCCACGAGUCAUGUCAAGCUCAUCGAGAUCAGAUCAAAGAACUUCAAAGUACACAUGUUCAGCUUCAAGUUUGCCCCCAAGAGCACAGUGAAAUCGAUGAUCAACACAAUCUUGCAUCAUGCCUUCCCGACCAAUCCACAACUUCUCUUUGCCUUCUUCUUUGAGCUUCCAUCCAACUCGCCCAACUCGCGCCCCAAACGCACCGAAUCCACUCACAACUCUCUCACAAACGGACACGAAGCAAAGAAGGCGUUACCCGUCCGCAGCGGAACCCGCAUCAAGGGACUCCUCCAUCCUCAGCCUAAAUACACGCCGUACCGUGACAGAAUAUCGGCCACGCCUCCGCCCCCGCCGCCGAAUAAACCGGAUCGGGAGAGGCACGGGAGGACACCCCAGUUCAGACGGGUAGCAGACUGGGAGCAACAGAUAAAGAGGACGGGGGCAAGGAACGUCCGGGUCACGGAGGUCAAUCGAGACUUCAGGUUAUCAGACAGGUGAGAAAACAAAGAGAAGUAG